AUGCGCGCCGCACCAGUUUCCUUCAGCUUCACGUCGCAGCUGGCCAAUUUGAAAAACACAUUAACCCUAUGGGAAGAUGUCGUUUCAAAAACAAUGAAACUGAGUGCGGCAUUGAGGACUGUGAUUCAAUGCAUAGCCGGAUUUCUAGAAGCAUUUCAAAAGAUUGCGGAUUCAGCCUAUGGGAGUAAUUGUGGACUCCGCGAGCUUGGAAGUUGCAUGACUCGUUUUUGUCUGCGGGAACGUGGUCUCGAGUCUCGACUCCGAACAUUCAAUAGGUAUGUCUAA
Messenger RNA from Echinostoma caproni, 285 nucleotides. Lineage: Eukaryota; Metazoa; Platyhelminthes; Trematoda; Plagiorchiida; Echinostomatidae. The record is from the annotation of a GenBank genome assembly.